UCGAUGCGUGGAACCGGGUGUUUCAGCGCCCUCGGUAAACGGCGAAUCGCGGAUGCGUAGCGCAAAUUUACAGAACGUACUGAUUGUAGCAUAUUUUAGCGGAAACGUUGCUUUUCCCUGGUGUGAGUCGAGUUAAUUCAGCGAAAAUCGAUCGGAUCCGAAGGCAGAGGGUACCGAUACUCGGCCAAUUAAUGCUUUUGCCAGUCAUUUUUCUCCGUUCUCUCUCGUUCUCCGACAAACAUGCCACUUUUAAUCGAACUCUCGUCAGGAAGGAGAAUCCGGCAAGCUGGAUGUUUGUCCGUUUACUCCCAGCGAAAGUCGAUCUUCCGGGAUCUUGCAAGUUUUGAAGGAUUACAGCGGUGACGCACGACCCUCCGAAGUUGACGAUGCGCAGCAGGAAGUCGUCGUUGAGGCGCUAAAGAACCAGAUCGACGUCGGAUCGAUGGUAUCGGAGAAAUUAUCGGAGAAAGAGCGAGAAGCGAAGAGCGAGAGUCGCGUCGACGUUGGUCGCGAUUCAGCGCAAUCUGCCGUUCCUGACAUCCAUUUCUUGGACACCGACUACAGCGUUUACGACAGAGACUCGUUCGUGUAUUACGGAGAAGAGGAUAGAGGGGAGACGACGGUGUCGUACGAGGAAAUCGAUGACUACGAACCCAUCGGGCUCGAAAAUAUCCUUCACGGUAUUUGCGAAUGUCUGGAGCCUGUUCGUGAGACGGUACGCACCCCGACGCCUCCGCCACCCGACCCUUUCGAGGAGUUUCUGGAAAGAAUGAAACAGGAGGUAGACGAAGGACGUCUCGAGAUGCGUUUUCGAGUGGAGGGAAUCGGUCCACCAGUCUCGACAAAUCGCAUUACAGCUGUGAGUCUGUGGCUGUCAGACUGUGCUCGUCGCCAGGAAGGGCUGGUUGGUCCGCGAAAUAUCAGACAUUUUCUUUGCCCCGAUCUCGAGGAUUGCCAACACGAUAACAACGUGGAUUGAAUGCGAUCGAUAGCUUGCACCGUGAGAAAUAUAUCUGUCACGCGAUAUAUCUGUAGUCGAGUGGUCGCAAUGAGCUAAAAGAAGUAUGUGCAUUAAUCCGAUGAUAACGUUGAAAUUCUUGUCCGGAUUCGUGGCAUAUUAUAACGGAUCGCGAAAGUAAUUUGAACAUUCACCAGGGAACAUUUUUUUAUGGAUACGUUGCAUGAAACUUUUUGAAAUCUCAUUCGCAACACGAUGAGACAGUAGUAUCGUGAUUAUGAUACUUGUAAAACUUA
Molecule: messenger RNA, 1254 nt
Organism: Bombus pyrosoma
Lineage: Eukaryota; Metazoa; Arthropoda; Insecta; Hymenoptera; Apidae
Exons: 2
Coding region: 443-979 (178 amino acids)
Source: RefSeq, a predicted model, not a curated record